Messenger RNA from Coregonus clupeaformis (lake whitefish), 1242 nucleotides. RefSeq lists its product as uncharacterized. The record is from RefSeq and is a predicted model, not a curated record. The coding region runs from base 1 to 1242 and encodes 413 amino acids. Lineage: Eukaryota; Metazoa; Chordata; Actinopteri; Salmoniformes; Salmonidae. The transcript has 2 exons.
AUGAGGAGGACAUACAGACUGCUGGUUCCAUCACACAUCAGAAAGACAGGACAUACAGACUGCUGGUUCCAUCACACAUCAGAAAGACAGGACAGACAGACUGCUGGUUCCAUCACACAUCAGAAAGACAGGACAGACAGACUGCUGGUUCCAUCACACAUCAGAAAGACAGGACAUACAGACUGCUGGUUCCAUCACACAUCAGAAAGACAGGACAGACAGACUGCUGGUUCCAUCACACAUCAGAAAGACAGGACAGACAGACUGCUGGUUCCAUCACACAUCAGAAAGAUAGGACAGACAGACGGCUGGUUCCAUCACACAUCAGAAAGACAGGACAGACAGACUGCUGGUUCCAUCACACAUCAGAAAGACAGGACACAACAGACUGCUGGUUCCAUCCCACAUCAGAAAGACAGGACAUACAGACUGCUGGUUCCAUCCCACAUCAGAAAGACAGGACAGACAGACUGCUGGUUCCAUCACACAUCAGAAAGACAGGACACAACAGACUGCUGGUUCCAUCCCACAUCAGAAAGAAAGGACACAGACUGCUGGUUCCAUCCCACAUCAGAAAGACAGGACACAACAGACUGCUGGUUCCAUCCCACAUCAGAAAAGAGAGAUGAGGAGGACAGACAGACUGCUGGUUCCAUCACACAUCAGAAAGACAGGACAGACAGACUGCUGGUUCCAUCACACAUCAGAAAGACAGGACAGACAGACUGCUGGUUCCAUCACACAUCAGAAAGACAGGACAGACAGACUGCUGGUUCCAUCACACAUCAGAAAGACAGGACAGACAGACUGCUGGUUCCAUCACACAUCAGAAAGACAGGACAGACAGACUGCUGGUUCCAUCACACAUCAGAAAGACAGGACACAACAGACUGCUGGUUCCAUCCCACAUCAGAAAGACAGGACAUACAGACUGCUGGUUCCAUCCCACAUCAGAAAGACAGGACAGACAGACUGCUGGUUCCAUCACACAUCAGAAAGACAGGACACAACAGACUGCUGGUUGCAUCCCACAUCAGAAAGACAGGACACAACAGACUGCUGGUUCCAUCCCACAUCAGAAAGACAGGACACAGACUGCUGGUUCCAUCCCACAUCAGAAAGAAAGGACACAGAGAUCAACUAAGACACAGACAAUAUCUUCAAAUUAGAGUACAACUCAGUAGUACAAAACAAGCAAUUAAAAGUAACCAUUACUUGAUAUAUCAAGUUUAUGAUUAUUAG